GCCCCCGGACAAAACCAUGGCUAUAGCUGCAGUUACCGAGGCGGAAACCCGGCUGUGCGGCAACUGCAAAAAGGAUAUUCUUGUUGCUAAUUUCAUCAUGCAUGAAAUCCACUGUAGAAGAAAUAUUGAAGUAUGCCGCUACUGCAGUGAAUUAAUCCCAAAGUCUGAAAUGAAGAACCAUAUUGAGUCUGAACACGUGCAGGUUACCUGCAAGUGUAGGAUGAAGAUAGAAAAAUGUCUCUUGAAGGAUCAUGAGGCGUCAGCGUGCCCUCUGCGUCCUGCCCUCUGCCAGUACUGUGACAUACAGCUCGCUUUCAACAAGCUCCAGGACCAUGAGAUUUACUGCGGAGCUAGGACUGAGAGAUGUGGUGGGUGUGGUCGUAACAUCAUGGUGAAAGAUCUAAAAGAGCAUCCUCGAGUCUGUGGGCAAGAGGUGAAACGAGUAAAUGGAAGCAGAACAGUGCCUCGCUUUGAGGAUGAGAAUGCAGAUUUGCAAGCCCUCCGAGACAUUAGAAACCGACUAAGAUCAGGUAACUAUGCUGGGCCUUUGUGGGGAAUGCCCAGGGUGCUAGAAAAGCAGAUUUAUAGCAGCUCUGUAGGAGGCAAAACACUUAAGGACAUUAGCAGAAGAAAUGUUUCAGCAGCACAAAGAAAUCAAAAGGAUGAACUGGAGCAGCUGGAGAGAAAUGAAAACACUCGUUCUUCACUUUAUGAAGAGUGGAACGCCGAUUUAGACUACGUGUUGGCUCUUAGCCUACAAAAUGAGAAUAAUCCUCACAAUAAUACUGCAGCUGAAAUUCCCAGUGACUUCUGGGAAAACUGCUACGCCAAAGAGUCUGUGCCAUCGGCCUGCCUUAAUGAAACAGACAAGUCAAAUAUCUUCUCCUGUGACUCUUUAGUGCCUUUCAGCACUUCAAACCACAUAAAAAACGACGAGAUUAUCAUGUUGCCGUGUGAAUUUUGUGAGGAGCUCUACCCUGCUGAAGAUCUGAUUCUUCACCAGACAGGUUGUAACCCAGCAAGUGCCUUUGCCUCGUUCAGUAAAAGAAGUUCUUCUCCAAAUCCACGAGAAUAUGAUGGUCUGCGUGCCAUUGGGUCCAAAAGCCGUAGGGCUCUCUCUUCAUCCCAGCCCCAAGCUGCCCAGGCAGAAGGAAACAUUAUGAUUCCAUGUGAAUUUUGUGGCAUCCAACUAGAAGAGGAGACGCUCUUUCAUCAUCAGCACCAUUGUGAUCUGCGCCCAGCCAGCCCAGCAGCCAGCUUUCCACCCCAGCAGCUGCUGUCGCCUCAGGACAACAGAGAGAGAAGAGAAUCACCAGAGCGGGCUCGGAGACGAAUCAGGCAUCAAGGAGAUGUUUCUCCUCGGUGCAUAGAAGGCUUUGGGCAGCAGCGGCUCAGCUAUCCUGCACGAGGGACCAAGCCACUGAGUAACAUGGCAAACACCAGGAACCCACCGUUGUCCUCUUCAGCGAGAGCUAGCGCUGCUCCCGACUUAAGAGGGAAGCCCAGGAAGGCAGCUGGCAGUGAGGGAAGACCGAAGAACAGAGGUGCAAGUGAAUCUGCAGGCGGGACAACGCCACGUGCGAGACCUGCUCGAAACUUUCAUUCAGAAGCUUUCACAUCCAGCUUCUCGAGAACGUCUCCAACCCAACCAAGCCCCAGCAACGGAGGGGGAAGGAGCCUCGGGACGUCGGAUGGGCCAGUUGGCUGCAGGCGCAGGAACGCAAAGGCAAAAGCCCCGAGCCCAGCAUCUGGUCAUCCAGAGAAGUGAUCCACCGCUUACAAAAAACAGGUUUAGCACUCUACGCAUUAUUACUAC
Gavia stellata (red-throated loon) is the source of this 1816-nucleotide messenger RNA. It is a transcript of the gene TRAFD1, whose product is annotated as TRAF-type zinc finger domain containing 1. The record is from RefSeq and is a predicted model, not a curated record. Bases 17 to 1768 code for a protein of 583 amino acids. The transcript is spliced from 11 exons. NCBI's taxonomy places the organism in Eukaryota, Metazoa, Chordata, Aves, Gaviiformes, Gaviidae.